GAGAGGAAUGAGAGGUUGUUCUAUAAGCUUCUUAUUGAUAAUGUUGAAGAACUCCUACCAGUUGUCUACACUCUGACUGUUAGUGUUGCUUGCCAGAAAUAUGGAAGCAUUUUUAGGUGGCCUCAGAGUAUCUACUUUAGUUUGAAAGAGAAGGGGAUGGGGAUACCUGUAGGGAAACUGGCUUUAUAUACUACCCUUGGAGGAGUUAGACCUUCAGUGGGUACAACAGCAGUGGAUCUUGUAGGGCUUGUUACAGCACUAAAGUUACUUGGUGGUACUUUGGCUGACCACAAAUUCUUAUUCCUUGGUGUUGGGCAAGCUGGGAUUGGUAUGACAGAUCUUAUAGUUCUUGAGAUGUCAAAACAGGUGUUGGCUUAA
Molecule: messenger RNA, 378 nt
Organism: Ilex paraguariensis (yerba mate)
Lineage: Eukaryota; Viridiplantae; Streptophyta; Magnoliopsida; Aquifoliales; Aquifoliaceae
Source: the annotation of a GenBank genome assembly